Messenger RNA from Malassezia globosa CBS 7966, 2184 nucleotides. RefSeq lists its product as uncharacterized. The coding region runs from base 1 to 2184 and encodes 727 amino acids. The record is from RefSeq and is a predicted model, not a curated record. Gene Ontology annotation, molecular function: protein serine/threonine kinase activity; ATP binding. Gene Ontology annotation, cellular component: cytoplasm. Lineage: Eukaryota; Fungi; Basidiomycota; Malasseziomycetes; Malasseziales; Malasseziaceae. Gene Ontology annotation, biological process: protein phosphorylation; regulation of MAPK cascade; intracellular signal transduction. The transcript has a single exon.
AUGCAUCCACAAAUGCUGGAUCAUUUGCGCCUGAUGCAGUUACGGGGCUCAGAGGGCGCCUUUGUUGCACAGCCUGGAGGAACAGACUUGGAUCGAUUCACUCCAAGACGUCAAGCACCUAACCCCCCCGGUAAUGCGCCUCAAACGCCCCCCAAGUUGCCUGCCGGUGUAUAUCAAUCUCACAACCCUCCAUUAUUCUCAAACAUGCAAGUACAUCCUGGAUCCAACUCUCGUCCGAUGAAACAGCCAACGCUUCCACACACCGUCGUCAACGACCAGGUCAGCAUGUGGUCGCCGCCACCCAACAUGCAGUCACUCAUUGAGCCGGCUUCAUCACCAUCAUCAUCAUCACGUUGGAAUUCUCAUACUCGCUCACAGAGUGUUGAUACGUACUGGAUGCGCCCAUCGAAUUGUACAGAGUCACAUCGAAUGCAGACGGAUGGAGUUCAUCAAGGAUUGCCACAACCGCACAUGCUAUCGAAAUCAAAAUCAAACCGCUCACUUUUGGGUUCCAAUUCACGUAGAACGUCGCUUGAAGGUCAAGGAAAUGUGCGAAUGAGUGAAGUUAGUGGGUCAGGAACACCACGAUCGAUCAAAAGCAUGAUUGAUGGCCUGGUCAACUCUAUGAGUGAUGCAUUUGGCACACCGAAACGGCCAGAUAUCUCAACGCCAUAUGAUCCUGUACAUUUAACUCAUGUUGGAUUCAAUGCAUCAACGGGUGAGUUUUUUGGUUUACCAAAAGAGUGGCAGUCUCUCCUCCAACAGUCCGGGAUUACAUUGCAAGAGCAGGAACAAAACCCGCAAACUGUCAUGGAUAUUGUCGCCUUUUAUCAAGAUGCAGCCCAGGAACGCCCUCCUGGUGACGAAAAUGAUAAUGUCUGGUCCAAAUUUGGUGCUAAUAUUGAUGAUUCGGAAGAUAGCGAGGAGUGGCUCUCAGAUGCUUACGGUAUUGAAACAGGUGCGACCGGUCCCUAUCUACAACCUCAAGCACCGUCCACACCAUCCACGCCCUCGAAACGCCCACUUCCAACACCACCUGCUCAUGCACCAACAUUCCGUCCGCCCGAGUUGCUCAAUUCGAAUAAAGGGUCGCUGACGGAACCGCAUGUUGAAGGUAUCACGUCUCGGCCUUACACGUCAAACCCGUUUCCUGGAAAGGCAGAGAUACUCGUUCGCUCACACUCCCAAAAGGCGCUCCAAACCAUGCCUGGAAAAGAUGCUGAUCUUCGGCCACCGUUAGGUGGCGCCGUAGUCCCACGACGCCGGACGCAGCGGACCAAAGCAUCAGAUGCUGAAGUGUAUGCCCGAAUACGAGCGAUAUGUAUGCCAGGCGAUCCCAAACUACUAUUUCGCGACUUGCACAAGAUUGGACAAGGGGCAUCUGGUGGCGUUUUUACAGCACGCAGUAUUGUAUCAAACCAGCUUGUUGCCAUCAAGCAAAUGGUGCUAGCGCAACAGCCGAAGAAGGACUUGAUUGUAAAUGAAAUUGAAGUCAUGUGCCAAUCAAGACAUCCAAAUAUUGUUAAUUUUCUUAGUGCUUUCUUGCGUCAAGACGAAUUGUGGGUUGUUAUGGAAUUCAUGGAGGGCGGGCCCCUCACUGAUAUUGUGUUGCACAGCAUUUUAAGUGAGGGACAAAUCGCUGCCAUUGCUCGUGAAUGUUUGACAGGCCUUCGACAUUUGCACGCUCAUGGUGUGAUCCACCGCGACAUCAAAAGUGAUAACGUGCUAAUGAGCAUGCGUGGGGAAGUGAAACUUACUGAUUUCGGAUUCUGCGCACAGCUUAGUCCAGCACAGUCUAAGCGAGUCACUAUGGUUGGUACACCAUAUUGGAUGGCCCCUGAGGUUGUUACUCGCAAGGAAUACGGUGCACGCGUUGAUAUUUGGAGUUUGGGGAUUCUGUGUAUCGAAAUGAUUGAAGGUGAGCCCCCAUACUUGAAUGAAAACCCCCUGCGUGCCCUGUACUUGAUCGCCACAAAUGGAACGCCCAAAUUACAAAAUCCCGACAAGCUUUCGCCUACAAUCAAAAGCUUUUUAGCAACCUGCCUAGAGGUGGACGUCGAGAAAAGGCCAGAUGCGACCAACCUGUUGAGUCAUCCUUUCCUACAACACGCCGAUGAUCUUCAAACCCUCAUACCAUACAUCCAAGCUGCUCAUGAGCUACGGGAAAGGAAUGCAUCAGCUUAA